Molecule: messenger RNA, 1605 nt
Organism: Diospyros lotus (date-plum)
Lineage: Eukaryota; Viridiplantae; Streptophyta; Magnoliopsida; Ericales; Ebenaceae
Product: patatin-like protein 2
Exons: 7
Coding region: 186-1436 (416 amino acids)
Biological process (GO): lipid metabolic process
Molecular function (GO): monoacylglycerol lipase activity; glycerophospholipase activity
Source: RefSeq, a predicted model, not a curated record
UCGAUCCCAAACCUUAGAAGUUCAAUAUUUUUAUCCAUUCGUUCUCAUAUAAUCCAUUUGUCCUAUACCAAACUUAGCCUCUUAACUAUCCAUUCGUUCUUAUAGAUAAUCCAUUUAAUUUGUUCUAUCAUUCAACUGAUCAAAAUUAAGUUCAAUUCUUGGGCGUACGUAAUCAGUUUGAAUUAAUGAUGUUGACGAAGAGAGCAGCAUCGUCUUCUUUGCAAAUCCAGCCCCCAACUUAUGGGAAUUUGGUAACCAUUCUCAGCAUUGAUGGAGGCGGCGUUCGAGGAAUCAUUCCUGCCACCAUCCUUGCUUAUCUUGAAUCCCAGCUGCAGGAGCUGGACGGGAAGGAUGCAAGACUUGCUGAUUACUUCGAUGUGAUUGCUGGAACAAGCACAGGUGGUCUUGUCACGGCCAUGUUAACUGCUCCGAAUGAACAUAACCGUCCUCUUUUUGCUGCCACAGACAUCAAGGAAUUCUAUCUGGAGCACUCCCCUAAGAUCUUCCCACAAAAUCGGGGCCUAUUUGCAUCGAUUAGAAACACCUUCAAGUUACUGAAUGGGCCCAAAUACGACGGAGCUUACCUUCACCACAUCAUAAGGGAGAAGCUUGGAGAAUCCCGGCUGCAUCAGACCUUGACCAACGUUGUUAUUCCCACAUUCGAUAUCAAGAAUAUGCAGCCAACCAUUUUCUCCUCUUAUGAGGUGAAAGACUCACCACUGUUAGAUGCUCGGCUGUCUGACAUAUGCAUAAGCACAUCCGCAGCCCCAACUUACCUUCCAGCCUAUCAUUUCAAGAACCAAGAUGAUCAAGGAAAUGUUCGGGAAUUUCAUCUCAUCGAUGGUGGAGUGGCUGCAAAUAAUCCGGCUUUACUUGCAAUAAACCAAGUGACAAAGCAGAUGUUCAACCAGCAUCCGGAUUUUUUCCCAAUUAAGGCCAUGGAAGUUGAACGGUUGCUGGUUAUAUCCAUAGGCACUGGCUCCGCAAAGCUGGAAAAGAAGUACAGUGCUAAAAUGGCAGCCAGCUGGGGUGUGCUUGGUUGGUUGCUUAAUGGGGGUUCCACUCCAUUAGUGGAUGUUUUUAGUCAAGCAAGUGGAGACAUAGUCGAUCUUCUUAAUUUUGUAGUUUUCCAAGCUUUCCAUUCAGAAGACAAAUAUCUUCGUAUUCAAGACGAUACCUUAAUUGGGACAGAAUCUUCUGUUGAUGUUUCCACGGAAGAGAACUUAAAUAGACUAGUGACAAUUGGUGAAACACUAUUAAAGAAACCAGUUUCAAGGGUAAACUUAGAAAUGGGCAUAUGUGAUCCAAUGCCGAAUGGAGGCACCAAUGAAGAAGCUUUGAAAAGGUUUGCCAAACUGCUUUCAGAUGAAAGGAAACUUCGACUGUUAAGAUCCCCACGUACAAACAAAGGUUCAACCUAUAGAACAAUCACUUGAAGUCUACAUCACCUUUAUUGUCAUUAAUUAUAUUAGAUUCACUCCUUUGUUCAUGCGAAGGAUUUUAUUCAAUUUAUUAUUUUUGCAUAUGUUCAAUUUAUGUAAGUGAUGACCAAAUGUACGUAUUUGUUAAUUUAUUGUUGCAAUGAAUGAAUAAACAUUGGUGCAA